GCAAAGACAAGUAGCGUCACAUCUCUGACUCAGCUGACCGAAUGAUGGUAACGAUUUUUGAAUGUGCCGGCGCUAUGCACGCUUCCCCCGGGCCGGUACGCUACUACAGCAGCCUCCGGUGACGUCACCGCGCUGGCCGCUCUCUCGCCGCAAGGAAAACAAUCCGUGGCCAUUUUGGUGCGGCAUCAGGCAGGCUGUAGCUGCUGCAGAAGUUCUGCCCUGUGCUGCCCUUGCAGCGUGUGGUGACCGACGCCUGGGGCGGGGGAGAAGGGACUAUGAUGAUGAGCUCGGAAUACAUUAUCACUAGGAUUAACAUACACCCUCUGAUGUAAGAAACGGAAACUUAUUCCAAUAUGCCUACAGCAUCUGCAUUACCCAAAGAGUUGUAUCUUUCCACUUCCCUGUUGGAGCUUAAUAAGAAAGCUGAAGUUAAAGCAGAUGCAACUAGUACAAAGAGCUAUGUUAUCAGUGCUUCCAAGAUCUUUAAGAAAGCAGAAGAGUGCAGACUCGAUGGCGAUGAGGAAAAAGCUUAUGUCUUGUACAUGAAAUUUUUAUCAGUUUUUGAACUUGUUAAAAAAAGACCAGACUACAAGCAAAACCAGGAUUACUUCAAGUCUUUACUUGGGCCAAGUACAAUAUUAAAAUCAAUUGAAGAAGCUGAAAAACUUUCAAAUAGCCUGAAAAACCGAUAUGAGGAAGCUGAAGUCAGAAAGAGACUCGAAGAAAGAGACAAGGAAGAAGAACAGAAGAAAAGGGAAGAAAAAGCUAUCCCAAAAGAAAUACCUGAAGAUAUUUCUGCACAAAGUGAUAACUUAACGGUAAAUGGUGAGAAAAGGCAAUCCUUGCCUAAGAAAGAAGUCUCUUCAAAUGUUCUUCAUGGAUCAAUUAACCCAGUAAGAUUGUUUGCAAUGAUGAAUAAUCCUGAUAUCAAUGUUAUAAUAAUGGAUGCUCGCAAAACAAACGAUUUUGAGGAGUCUCAUAUUGAAUCUUCCAUAAACGUGGCUGAAGAGGCUAUAUCACCAGGAUGUACUGCAACCAAGAUUGAGAACACUUUACCAGAGGCAUCAAAAAGUGUGUGGGAUAGACGAGGUCAUGCUGAUUAUAUUGUAUUGCUUGACUGGUUCAGUUCUGUAAAUGACUUGAAGCUUGGAACAACGCUUCAGAGUUUAAAAGAUGCGCUCUUUAAGUGGGAAACUAAGACCAUUCUGAAAAGUGAACCUUUUGUAUUGGAUGGUGGUUAUGAAAAUUGGCUUCUUUGUUAUCCAAUGUACACCACAAAUGGGAAAGUAGCUGUGCCUAGGAGAAAGACAGCUGAAAACAUGUUAAUGUCAUUGAAUUUCAGCUACCCAUCUCUGGAAGAGCCAUCCGCUCCUUCAUCCUCCAUUCAAGUUGAACCACCUCCUGCUCAAAAAACAGAUCUUAAUAAUGGUGAAACAUUAAAAGUAAUUCAAGUAGAGAAUAUUGUGGAACCUGUGAAUAUAAUACAGAAGCCAGAGCCUGCACCACAAGUACAGCCAUCAGAAUCGGCAAAGUCUAUUCCACAAAUCGACCGCUCAAAGAAGCCCACAGUAGUUAUAAAUGAUGGCCCAAAGAAGUUUAAGAAUGAAGUGAAAGAAAACAAACCAGUGCAGAAUGGUAAGAUUAUUCCAGACCGGUCCACAAAGCCAUUAUUACACUCCAAAGGAGACAACCUUUCCUCGCUAGAUAAAAAGAAUCCAGAAAAGAAAGACAACUCAGACAGUAGUGUGGAAGAAUUCCGAGAUGUCUGUACACAAGAAGAAAAAGAAGUGACUAAGAACAAUGUGAGAGAAACUGUACAGGAGGACCCUCCUAAAAUUAAAGAACUGGAAAAAACAACGCAAAUUGUGAUUGAUAAAGAAACAAAGGAAAUUAAAAAACCAAGUGCUGAACAAACUUUGAAUGAUGAACGAAAGAAAGAUGUAACCAUAUCAAGCAAUCCAAAGAAGCCUGAAACAAGUAAAGAUCUUCAAGAGGCUAAAGCUGAGGUGGUUUCUAAAGAUGUUGCUGAAGAUGAUCGUCCCAGAAGGGAGCCAUUGAUGCGAGCUCGAAGUGAGGAAAUGGGUAUAACUGUUCCAGGACUGCCUGCUGGUUGGGUCAAGUUCCUUGAACCCAUAACCGGUACCUAUCGCUAUUAUCAUUCACCAACUCAUACAGUUCAUAUGUAUCCACCUGAAGUGGCUCCAUCUGCUCCUUCCUCCACUCCAGUUCAGAAAGUGAAGCCUCAGUCGCAUACAGAUAUUGACAAGGAGCAAACAAAGUUGAAGCGAUCAUACUCUUCUCCCGAUUUAACUCAAGCUAUUAAGGAAGAAGAAAAGAAGAAGCCAACACCUAUAAUUAACCGUGAAAAUAAACCAACAACUCAUACUAAAACUGAAAUUACAAAGUUAUCAGCAUCUAAGAUACGCAGCCUGAAUCCUGUAUUUGGAGGGGUAGGUCCAGCUCUCACUGGCCUGCGGAAUCUUGGCAAUACUUGUUACAUGAAUUCUAUCUUACAGUGUCUUUGCAAUACUCCACGCUUGGCUGAGUACUUCCACAAGAACUGUUACCAAACCGAUAUUAACAGAUUCAAUAUUCUUGGUCAUAAAGGAGAAGUAGCUGAGGAAUUUGGUAUUAUAAUGAAGGCUCUAUGGACUGGUCAGUACAAAUACAUAAGCCCUAAAGACUUUAAGGUAACAAUCGGGAAAAUCAAUGAUCAGUUUGCUGGAUACAGCCAGCAAGACUCCCAGGAGCUGCUGCUAUUCUUAAUGGAUGGACUCCAUGAGGAUCUCAAUAAGGCUGACAACAGGAAGAGACAUAAGGAGGAAAAUAAUGACCAUUUAAAUGAUUCUCAGGCUGCUGAUGUAGCUUGGAUGAAACACAAGCAACUCAAUGAAUCAAUCAUAGUGGCACUAUUCCAAGGACAGUUCAAAUCAACUGUGCAGUGUCUAACAUGCCACAAAAAAUCCAGAACGUUUGAAGCUUUCAUGUACUUGUCUCUGCCUCUUCCAUCCUCAAGCAAAUGUUCUCUUCAGGAUUGCCUUAAAUCGUUUUCCAAGGAGGAGAAACUCACAGAUAAUAAUAGGUUUUAUUGUAGUAAUUGUAAAAGUCGAAGAGAUUCCAUGAAGAAAAUAGAAAUUUGGAAACUCCCACCUGUCCUUCUGGUGCACUUAAAACGAUUUUCAUAUGAAGGACGUUGGAAACAAAAGCUUCAAACAUGUGUUGAUUUUCCCUUGGAAUUCCUUGACCUAUCGCAAUAUGUCAUAGGUCCCAAGACAUUUAAGAGAUACAACUUAUUUGGAGUAUCUAAUCACUAUGGAGGAUUGGAUGGAGGACACUACACAGCAUAUUGUAAGAACGCAAUGAGACAGAGAUGGUUUAAGUUUGAUGACCAGGAAGUAUCGGAGAUCUCUGUAUCCUCUGUGAAGAGCUCGGCUGCAUACAUCCUCUUCUACACCUCCCUGGAUCUCCGAGCAACUGAGCUUUUAACAUGAAAACACAGUUUUGCUCAGAAAUUCUGUAUAUCUGGCGAGACCAAUCCUUGCCACAGAGAAGAAAUUGACUGUUUGCAUAUUCUUAUUUUUCUCAACUCAUAGGUGACCGUUCCAGUGCAGAAAUAUUAACUGGAAAUGGAAAAAGAUUUAACCUUAUAUUCUAAUCUAUAGCCUCUUUAGCAGAUCAUAAAAUAGAUAUAUUUGCCUUGGAAAUGUCCUUAUUAAGACCUCAAUAUGUAAUUACUCUUGUCUGCUGUGGCCAUUUGUUCCCUUUUUCCAUAUGCUAUUUUACUGUGACAGAAACGGUCUAAGCAGAAUGGGAAUGUAUUUGAAUUAAGGACUGCAUACUUGCACAUUAUUGCUAUGUAUAUAACUAUGGAAAUCGUUGUUAGAUAUUCUAUUUAUAUUAGAACUGUUAAUCUUCAGCUCUCUGCCAUCAAACAUGGCUGGCUGUUAUCCCAUUAUGUUCAUAUGAUAUAUAAAGUUACUAUGAUAAAAUCACAAUAUAUAUUUUAAUUAGCAGGCCAAUUUAGACCCCUCUGCACUUCUUGAGGACUUAAGUUCACUAUACUUACACAUCAUCUGUGACUAUAGUAACUUAAGUGGAGGCACCCAUUUUGUGGCCUGCAUUAUCUGUGUGUAUAGUUCCAAGUGACUUUGAGAAUACACGGUGCAGUAUCGAUGGUGUUAUUGGGCUUGUAGCCUGCAUAUUGCAGCAUGUGUGGCCAGUAAUAAUAAUAAUAUGGAUCAGAUCAUGGUCAGACAUGUAGCUAAAUAUGGGCAGAUGAUGACCAAUAUUGGCCUUUGUGUGGUCAUCAGGUAGGAAGCUCCUGUGUCACUAGACGUUAUCAGAAUGUGAGUUUCUCAUCCAGUGUGACCAGCUGUGUGUGCAUUGGGGAGUUGAGCUGACCAGAAGGACUGAUCCUGUGUUACUAUUGGUUCAGUCCACAAAGUGCUGUCCUCCAUUGUAUAUAGGUGACAGAUACAAUCUUACCCUCGGUAACUGCAGGUAACAUCCACUGCAGAACAUUCCCUCACAAUUUAGGGUUCUUUUACACCAAUGUGCUUUUCACCUUGAUAAUUUGUAGUUAGCACUCGCAACAAAAUAAAUUGAUUUCUACAGCUUCAUUCACA
Molecule: messenger RNA, 4625 nt
Organism: Pseudophryne corroboree (corroboree frog)
Lineage: Eukaryota; Metazoa; Chordata; Amphibia; Anura; Myobatrachidae
Gene: USP8
Product: ubiquitin specific peptidase 8
Exons: 20
Coding region: 354-3491 (1045 amino acids)
Biological process (GO): protein K63-linked deubiquitination; Ras protein signal transduction; protein K48-linked deubiquitination
Cellular component (GO): postsynaptic density; extrinsic component of plasma membrane; cytosol
Molecular function (GO): cysteine-type deubiquitinase activity
Source: RefSeq, a predicted model, not a curated record